This is a messenger RNA of Suillus subalutaceus, 1169 nucleotides long. Its product is annotated as ectomycorrhiza-regulated esterase. NCBI's taxonomy places the organism in Eukaryota, Fungi, Basidiomycota, Agaricomycetes, Boletales, Suillaceae. The record is from RefSeq and is a predicted model, not a curated record. The transcript is spliced from 8 exons. Bases 21 to 878 code for a protein of 285 amino acids.
GUACGAGUAGCACGACUUGAAUGGCCAGCAGGAAGUCCACAAAAUUGCGUAUACCGCAUUCUCAAGAGGAUUGCGAACUGGUCGGGAUUUUGGAACAACUGGCACCUAAAGAGUCCACGCAGGGCAGAAAGAUCGCCCUGAUUCUCCAUGGGGCUAUGGGGCAUAAAGACUACUUGUUCCAAAAGCGUCUUGCGCUACGCUUCCCGAUGGACUCAUUCAGAUUUGAUUUUCGCGGAUAUCACGAAAGUGGGGGCCAACGAACACAGGGUGGACUCAUGAAAGAUGCCGAGGAUCUCGUGACGGUCGUUUCUUACCUCCGCAAUACGUAUGGGUACGAGAUUGAUUUAGUGGUGGGCCAUUCUCGUGGUUCUGUGGUCGGGAUGUAUUGGCUAUGCACGUCCGAAGAAGGCCAACGUGUUUGUGCAAUGGUCAAUGUGUCAGGCCGUUACCGAAUGCAUCGAGUUUACGAUGUUGCCGAGGCCUACAAAGAGGAGUGGGAUGCCAAAGGCUACUACGAGCGGACCGUAACAGUCGCUCGACAAACAAUUGUGGAAAGGAUCUAUCCACACAAUAUAGAGGAGAUCUCUGAGUGGAAUACUGCAAUCGUUUGGGACAAAUUUCCUGAUCAAAUCCAUGUUCUGACAAUGCAUGGUCUCGUCGAUAAGGCAGUUCCUGCAUAUGACGCGGUUAUUUACUCUCGAGCACUUGGUGCCAGAACGCCUGGAACCCACAACCUCCAUUUAAUAGAGGAGGCCGAUCACAAUUUUACAAAUCGCCAAGACGAGGUUGUAGACUGCAUCCUGGAGUGGUGGGAUGCUCUUAACCAAGGACGUUUGAAAACAGGCAUAUUAUUGACAGGCGUACGUGGCAAACUGUGACUACGAGUGUCUGGCCCUUUCGACAACUAGUCAAAUAUACAUGAUUUUUCUUGGACACCAAGGAGUGGAAAUGUAUCCAGUGAGUCCACUGUUCCGAGCUGCUCACGCCAUUCUUCGGACCAGCUUGCGAAUUUCCGCUGUGCCGCAGAAUUUCUUCGCGCCAUAGGCUCUCAUGUUCAAUGGUCUCACCCGUUGGUUCAUCCGUAAUGAAGUAUUUAAUACCAUUUCCAUGGCACGGAAAAAAAAAACAUCGUCAGCUGUGUAGUUUCAUAUACAUAUACUUGCUCAGGA